Messenger RNA from Cutaneotrichosporon oleaginosum, 2076 nucleotides. RefSeq lists its product as uncharacterized. Gene Ontology annotation, biological process: glycogen biosynthetic process. The record is from RefSeq and is a predicted model, not a curated record. NCBI's taxonomy places the organism in Eukaryota, Fungi, Basidiomycota, Tremellomycetes, Trichosporonales, Trichosporonaceae. Gene Ontology annotation, molecular function: 1,4-alpha-glucan branching enzyme activity; cation binding; hydrolase activity, hydrolyzing O-glycosyl compounds. Gene Ontology annotation, cellular component: cytoplasm.
AUGGCAACUCAGACGAACAACGGCUCCAAGACGUCGAUGAUGCCCGAUGAUGGUACUGGUGUCAUUCAAACGGAUCCUUGGCUUGAGCCUUUUGCACCCGCAAUCCGCAACCGCUACGCCGGGUACAAGAAGGCUCUCGACUUCAUCAAUCAAAACGAGGGUGGCCUUGACAAGUUCAGCCAGGGCUAUAAGACUCUCGGCUUCACUGUUGACGACAAGGGUGGUGUCACGUACCGCGAGUGGGCUCCAGGAGCCGCCGAGGCUCGCCUUAUUGGCGAGUUCAACGGCUGGUCGCACACCGCCAACCCUAUGACCAAGUCUCAGUUCGGCGUGUGGGAGUGCUAUGUUCCUCCUAAGAGCCCCGGUGUCCCGGCCAUCCCUCAUGAUUCUAUGGUCAAGAUUUCCAUGACCACUCCCAGCGGCGAGUCCCUCGAUCGCCUGCCUGCGUGGAUCACACGCGUCACUCAGGACCUCAACGUCUCUCCUAUCUAUGACGCGCGCUUCUGGAAUCCGCCGGCCGCGGAGACGUACAAGUUCAAGCACGGGCACUCCACCAACCCUAUCGAAGGUCUCAAGAUCUACGAGGCGCACGUUGGCAUUUCCAGUCCAGCCCAGCGUGUCACCACCUACAAGGAGUUUGAAGACGAUGUCCUGCCACGCAUCAAGGCGCUUGGAUACAACACUAUCCAGAUGAUGGCAGUCAUGGAGCAUGCAUAUUACGCUUCAUUUGGAUAUCAGGUUACCAGCUUCUUCGCUGCCUCAUCGCGCUACGGCACUCCUGAAGAGCUCAAGAGCCUGAUUGACAAGGCGCAUGGAAUGGGCAUCACUGUGCUUCUCGACGUCGUGCACUCGCAUGCCUGCAAGAACGUACUUGACGGACUGAACAUGUUUGACGGCACCGAUCACUGUUAUUUCCAUGAGGGAGCACGGGGUAGACACGACUUGUGGGACUCGCGCCUCUUCAACUAUGGUCACCCGGAGGUCCAGCGUUUCCUGCUGUCAAACCUCCGCUACUGGAUGGACGAAUACAAGUUUGACGGCUUCCGCUUCGACGGUGUCACCAGCAUGAUGUACAAGCAUCACGGCAUGGGUGUCGGCUUCUCAGGUGGCUACCAUGAAUACUUCGGAGACGACGUGGACCUCGAGGCUAUGACAUACCUCAUGCUCGCCAACAAGAUGAUCCAUGACCUCUACCCCCAAGCUAUCACUAUUGCUGAGGAUGUCUCGGGCAUGCCGACUCUCUGUCGCCCGGUCGCUGAGGGUGGUGUUGGAUUUGACUACCGCUUGUCCAUGGCCAUUCCUGAUAUGUGGAUCAAGAUACUCAAGGAGAAAUCGGACGACGAGUGGGACAUGGGCAACAUUGUCCAUACCCUCACUAAUCGUCGCCACCAGGAGCGAAGCGUGGCUUACGCUGAAAGCCACGACCAGGCUCUCGUCGGCGACAAAACCUUGGCGUUCUGGCUUAUGGACAAGGAGAUGUACGACUUCAUGUCUGUUCUCUCGCCUCUUACCCCUAUCAUCGAUCGCGGUCUGGCACUCCACAAAAUGAUUCGCUUUGUCACCCACGCCCUGGGUGGUGAGGCGUACCUCAACUUUGAGGGCAACGAAUUCGGCCACCCGGAAUGGAUGGACUUCCCUCGUGAGGGCAAUGGCAACUCAUUUGCGCACGCCCGCCGGCAGUUCAAUCUUGUCGAUGACGAUCUUCUCCGUUACAAGUUCCUCAACAACUUUGACGGCGCCAUGAACAACCUCGAGAGCAAGUACCGGUGGCUGAGUGCCCCUCAGGCUUACGUGUCGCUCAAGCACGAGGGCGACAAGGUUAUCGUCUUUGAGCGAGCUGGUCUGCUGUUUAUCUUUAACUUCCACCCCACCAACUCCUUCACUGACUACCGUGUUGGUGUUGACCAGCCUGGCAAGUACCAUGUCGUUCUAAACACGGAUGAUGAGGCCUUUGGUGGUCACGCGCGUGUUGCCAAGGAGGGCGAGUAUUUCACUACCGACAUGGAGUGGAACGGACGCAGGAACUUCCUGCAGGUCUACAUUCCGUCGCGGACCGCUCUUGUUCUGAGCCUGUAG